GCGUGCGUGCAGGGGUGCCCUUAGUUUCCCCAGCUCUUUGAUCUACUGUCAAUUGAAUGAUCAUUUGGCCCUGUGCACUUCUGGUUUACCGAAAAUGCUUUCAAGAUCAAAACGUUUCUUGGAUUGGAAAACAGGAAAGAACAUGAUGAAUGUGUAUAAUCAUUUGCCGUGCAGCUCAUUCUGCAAGAUCACUGGGACGCCCAAACUUGAUGACUCUCCCACCAUGACCGAGUCACCCGAGCUUCCUGGGUGGGUUAAAUUUUCCGGGGAAGAAAACCCACUAGUGGAAAACCCAGAAGGUGAUUUUCUGAUCCCUAAACUUCCUUACUGGGUUGAGAACUCCAAGCUUCAGGACCAAAUAAGUGACAUCAAAUCCAUAGUGAGUGAUAUUACAGAGAGCGAUGUUGAUAAAGUAAGUAAAAUUCUGAAGAACAGAUUUCAUUCCCCGGAUGAAGUUUUUGAAACUUUAAAUGGCUGCAGUGUUAGUUUAUCAAAGGGUUUGGUUGACCAAAUCUUGACGAGAUUCAGCAAUGACUGGAUUCCAGCUCUGGGUUUUUUCAACUGGGCGAAAUCACAGGUGGGUUUUGAAGCUUCGUCUGAUUUGUAUACAUCCAUGGUUGAUCUUUUGGGAAAAUGUAAGAGGUUUGAUGUCAUGUGGGAAUUGGUUGAGGAAAUAAGCCAUCUUGAAGGUUACGUUUUACUGCCCACAAUGACCAGGGUUAUGAGGAGGCUUGCAAAGGCUGGUAAAUACGAAGACGCAAUAGAUGCAUUUAGGAAAAUAGAGCAAUUUGGUGGGAGCAAGGAUGUAGAGACUUUGAAUGCAUUGAUGAAUGCAUUGGUGAAAGAGAACAGUGUUGAGCAUGCUCAAAAUGUGUACUUGGAGUUCAGGAAUUGCAUUCCUCCAAAUUCCCAUACUUUUAAUACAUUGAUACAUGGCUGGUGCAAAGCUAGGCAAAUGGAGAGAGCCUGGAGUGCCUUAAAAGAGAUGGAAGAACAUGGACUUAGGCCAGAUGCGGUUUCAUAUACUUGUUUCGUUGAAUCGUAUUGUCGCGAUAAGGAUUUUCGCAAAGUUGAUGAAAUUUUGGAGGUUAUGCAAGAAAAGGGAUGUGCUCCAAGUGCAGUGACUUACACCAUUGUAAUGCAUGCUCUGGGAAAAGCCAAGGAGAUUAAUGAGGCAUUGAAGGUGUAUGAGAAAAUGAAGCAGGGUAGUUGUGUUCCUGAUUCAUCAUUUUAUAGCUCAUUGAUUUUUGUGUUGACUAAAGCUGGCAGGCUCAAGGAUGCACAUGAAGUGUUUGAGGAUAUGCCAAAGCAGGGUGUUUAUCCUGAUGUCUUGACCUAUAAUACUUUGAUUACUGCUGCUUGUGAGCACUCCCAAGAGGAGAAUGCUCUGAAGUUUCUCCGGGAAAUGGAGAAGAGCGGCUGCAAGCCGGAUCUUAGAACGUAUGCACCCUUGUUGAAGAUGUGCUGCAGAAUGAAAAGAAUGAAGGUGCUUUCCUUCUUGUUGAACCACAUGUUUGAGAAUGAUGUUAGCCUUGAGCUUGGAAGCUAUACCCUUUUGGUUCGCGGGCUAUGCAAGGGUGGAGAACUCGAACAUGCUUGCUCUUUUUUCGAGAAGAUGGUGUCAAGAGGAUUUGUUCCCAUGGAUUGCACAUCCGAGAUGUUGACAAAAGAACUCGAGAAAAAGGGCAUGGGCAAGUUAAAGGUAAGGAUUGAUGAAUUGAUAUUACUAGCAAAAUCAUCAAGAAGAAUGUAACUCGCAACGAUGAAAGAUUGUUCUAGCCACGUUCAAAUUAUUUGGUUGAUGAAUUUAUCAUGUAGUCACCGAGCAAGACUCGGUCUAAGAUCGACUCAAUUAU
Diospyros lotus (date-plum) is the source of this 1856-nucleotide messenger RNA. RefSeq names its product pentatricopeptide repeat-containing protein At3g22670, mitochondrial. Gene Ontology annotation, molecular function: protein binding. Bases 95 to 1753 code for a protein of 552 amino acids. The record is from RefSeq and is a predicted model, not a curated record. NCBI's taxonomy places the organism in Eukaryota, Viridiplantae, Streptophyta, Magnoliopsida, Ericales, Ebenaceae. The transcript has a single exon.